CGGCACGGCACGGCACGGGCUCACCAUGAUCGUGUGUCCCCAGAGCGUGGAGCACCGCCGAGGAAGCCGGUGCCAGCGGCUGCCGGGGCAGGUAGUGAAGAUGUCUGGUGGCGACCCUGAGCGCCCCCAGUUCCUCUUCGUGAAGGUGCUGGCGAGCUGGGGGCGGCUGGAGGCGGUGACCCAGCAGAUGGGCUACCACCCACAGUACCUCGACAGCUUCCUCAAGACGCAGCACUACCUGAUGCACAUGGACGGCCCGCUGCCCUUCGACUGCCGGCAUUACAUCGCCAUCAUGGCAGCCGCCCGGCACCAGUGCCGGUACCUGGUGAACCUGCAUGUGCUGCAGUUCCUGCAGGCAGGGGGUGAUCCCCAGUGGCUGCGCGGCCUCGACUUCAUCCCCCCCAAACUUCGCAACCUCAACGAGAUCAACAAGAUCCUGGCACACCGACCAUGGCUCAUCACCAAGGAGCACAUUGAGAAGCUGCUGAAAAUCAGUGAGUGGAGCUGGUCGCUGGCGGAGCUGGUACAUGCUGUCGUCCUCUUGGCGCACUGCCACGCACUCGCCAGCUUUGUCUUCGGCUGUGGCUGUGAGCAGGAUGAGGGGCCGGGGGGCCGAGGCUCGCUGAAGCCCUUGUCACCCGGGAACCAGUGCUUCUGCGAAGCCACCGCCGGCAACGGCUGCAGCCAGGAGCUGCUGUGCAUCAACCGCAAGCGGGUGAGCCCCCGAGGGUGGGCCCACUGGGGGAUGGGGGGUGCGGCUGGGACCGCUGCCCUCACCCCUGAGCCUGUGUCUGCACAGUCCCUGGACUCCUGCAUGGAGCUGGAUUCCCUCCGGGAACGCAUGCAGCGGAUCCACGUGGGGACCGAGGGCAGGGAGGAGAUGAGGCUGGUGCAGCAGGACCGAGAGGAAGGGCUCUCCCCGCUCACAGAUACCGACGGAGAAGUCACCGGUGCCACCAAUCUUGCAUGUUACAUGCAGGACCCUGACUUUGGAUACCAGGACUUUGCCCGGCGUGACGACGAUCAGACGCAGGUAUUCAGAGUCCAGGAUUACUCCUGGGAAGACCAUGGCUUCUCGCUGGUCAACCGGCUCUACUCUGACAUUGGGCAUCUCCUGGAUGAGAAGUUUCGGAUGGUGGAUGGUCUGCAAAGCAGUGCCAUGGCCAAGCGGCAGGGCUGUGAACCCUCUGUCUUCAAGCGGGGCAUCUGGAACUACAUCCACUGCAUGUUUGGCAUUAGGUACGAUGACUAUGACUACGCAGAAGUGAAUCAGCUCCUGGAGCGAAUGCUCAAAGUUUACAUUAAAACUGUAACCUGCUACCCAGAGAAGACAAACUCAGAAAUGUUUGAUAGGUUCUGGAAGCAGUUCAAGCACAGUGAAAAGGUCCACGUGAACCUGCUCAUCCUGGAAGCCCGAAUGCAGGCAGAGCUGCUGUACGCAUUGCAGGCCAUCACCCAGUACAUGAUCUCCUAGAUGGUGGGGAAGCUACGCUGCGGCAGGGCCGGGCAGCAUCCUUUCUCCCUGGACUCGUGCGUGACCUGUCACGCUGGGACGGAUGGCGAGGGAUUACUCAAUUUAGUUUACUUGACUGUCUUGUUCCUCCCUGCCCCCCCCCCGCCCCAGCUCCGACCCCUCGUGGGGCUUGCUGAGUGGCCCUGUUAUGUGCAAUUACCAAACUGUGAGGCAAGUCCGUGCUGCUGAGAUGUCGGUGUGAUGCUGGAGACUUGAAUAUGUCCAGGGAGGACUGCCAAAGAUGUUGGGGGAGAGGGAGGCAGGAGGGGACUGGGGCCAGUUUAGAGGGAUGCUCCCUCACAAGCAGAAGCUCCUUGCCUGGGCGCUGCAGGAGCCUUGGCUGCCACAGGGUGGGCAGAGGGGAGAGCUGGCUUCCUUCCCUGUGCUGCAGUGGCUGCCCUGCUUGCAAGCCACCCUUCAGCGCCUGGCCUCAUUGGGGUGAUGCAUCUCACUUGGGAACAGCGCGGGCAGCUCACAAGUGCGUUGCAAUGUCCUGAGUUGCGUGGUCAGGCAGGGAGGAGCACAGGCUCUGAGCAAGGGCCCUUACCCAGCCCGGGAUGGGAAGGGAAUGCGCUUGCUGCCUACGUGUCCUGCCCUUUGGGUCUAUGUGCCAAACCCCUCUGGGAUGGACAAGCGAUGAUCUAGGUGAACUCCAAACUGUGAAGCUCUUGCUGGCAGGGUGCCCUAGUGCUCUGCCUUCUCUGACAGCGGGGUGAGAAGGUCUCUGACAGUGUUCAGGCUCUGGAGGUUUCUGCAGGGGACUUUAGGCAGUCCUCAAGGAGCUUGCCCCAAAGCCCCUCCUCUGCCUCCCAUCAGCGGAGGGGCAGGAGGAACAAGGGAGGCUUCCUGAGUUAAUGUGGCCUGUAUCUUCUUACCACCAUGAGAGGGCUGAGGUCCUGUGCCCAGUCACUUGCUGCUUAACAGCAUGGUGGAGGAGCCUGUGGUCAGCACAGGCAAGCUACAGGAAGCUUCUCCUUGAACCUGGGCUGGGGGGACUCCCUGGGCUGUCCCGUUUGAACAGAGGCAGCCUGUGCACCAGCCUUGCCCUCUGCCCAGCGGGCAGGAGCAUGCACCACUGCUCCCCCCUGUCCCAGGGCUGCUCCCUGCCCAUGCCGCAGCCCCUGGCUGGGGAGGUACGAGUGAUCCGGCGCAGGCUCCGGAGAGCAGCCAUGAAAGGAGAAUGAGGCCACCCAUGAUAAGUGGGAGCCUGAAGCAAGGGCAGCUGUCAAGUCAGCCCAGCGCACGCUGCUUCAGUUGACCUGUUUACUGCGUAAAUGUAUGGGGAGAAAACCUUGUGUAUGGAAGCUACAGAAAAAGCCUAUUUUUGCUAUAAAUAUAUUAUGUUUGACAUGGA
This is a messenger RNA of Gymnogyps californianus (California condor), 2867 nucleotides long. Its product is annotated as sestrin-3-like. The record is from RefSeq and is a predicted model, not a curated record. Gene Ontology annotation, molecular function: oxidoreductase activity, acting on peroxide as acceptor; L-leucine binding. Gene Ontology annotation, cellular component: nucleus. The coding region runs from base 26 to 1474 and encodes 482 amino acids. The transcript is spliced from 8 exons. Lineage: Eukaryota; Metazoa; Chordata; Aves; Accipitriformes; Cathartidae. Gene Ontology annotation, biological process: negative regulation of TORC1 signaling; positive regulation of macroautophagy; regulation of response to reactive oxygen species.